Molecule: messenger RNA, 1557 nt
Organism: Kockovaella imperatae
Lineage: Eukaryota; Fungi; Basidiomycota; Tremellomycetes; Tremellales; Cuniculitremaceae
Exons: 3
Coding region: 1-1557 (518 amino acids)
Source: RefSeq, a predicted model, not a curated record
AUGCCAAAGCGAAAGUGUGAAGCCUUCACAGGCGCACAGCCGAUAUCCGUCAGCUCGCUCGACGCAGCUCUCGACUUGCUAGCAUGCGAGACCUUCACUCGGCUCGAUCACUUGACGGCUCGAUUCGAAGCGGCUACUGGGCUCAAAUUGAACGAAGGAGUGGUACAUAAGCGAUGGGAUGAUGCAGUACAGCGAUAUCACAUGAUGAAAGGGCUAGGCGGACUCAGUUGUGCUGCAAAAGCUGCUGGUGUAGAAGUAUCCGAGGAAGCGGCUUCUGGCUCGAAGGAGCGCGAGAGGGACUGUGGUGGAAGUCGAAGGGGCUCUAUGGGUAUCAUGGAAACUGGCCAUGGACCUGUAGAAUUCGCACCGAGAUCCAGGAGACCACUCCCCGCCAAUGUAUAUCCCGGUGCAGAAGCAAAGUAUAAUCUGGACCCCGAGGAAACAGCAGAAUGGAAGCGGUGGCAGCCCAAGAUCAACGAUGUCGUCUUGGUCGACAUGCCAGAUGAUGGUGGCAUAUGGCCAGGAAAGAUUAUCGACAAGAAGAUAUUCUUCCAAGGUCGAACUGUACCUCGAGGCAAUCACUUUUGGCCCGUCCGGAUCUACAGCGAUACUGUUGAGCCGACGGUGACAAUCAAGUCACGGAUGAUCCCUCUCACUCUCCGCCCCAAGCCCCCCCUCUUCGCUCCCGAGCACCUGCUCAGCGCAUAUAAUCACGCAACCAACCCAGAAUCGUUCGACAAAAUGGCAGGCGCCCGCGAAGCGGCAGCUGCUCACCUUCGAACCCAUCCCGGGGUUAGUGACGAUUCUGACAUGGAGCGAAUCAAAGUCGAGAAAGAAGCCUGGAACAAAUUUGUCAAUUGGGUCAUGAACGAACGACGAGUGGAAAAAUUGCGUGCACUGGAAGCCGAACGGAACAAGAGGUUGUUUCAAGUCGCGCAGACGGAUUUCGCGUUGGAAGCUGUCGGCGAACGAGUCUCGGACUCUGAGACAGAUCUAGUCAAGCGCCGUCGGAAGGGAAAACCUCUUCCUGCCUGGGAUGGAGAACUUCUAGAUGAUGCUGAGAGUAGAAGAGGCUCCAUGCCUAGCAUAUUUGGACCCGCGGCUCACAAGCCCGAUCCCCAACCGGAUUCCCCUGCUCGAGGUCUGUCAGGGUUAUUCCGACCCGCUCUCUCCACACCAACUCGACCCAUGUCGCCGAGAAGAUUGGCAGAGAAGAAACGAGCAGUCCUGCUCGGCUGUGGCGAAAAGAGCCCCCGAAGAGGUGGUACUUACACACCCCCUCGUAUUCUGCCUUCUGGAGACGAAACGGCUCCCAAUCGUGUGUCUUCGCCCGUGCCUUCGAGAAACUUUGACUUUGUCAGUCCUCUCGGCCCUGUCAGGUUAGGUGUGCUGGCGGGCGGGUCGAAUGGAGUGGACAGUCCUCUCCGUGGCAGUCUUGAAGUCGUGAAAGAGGAAGCUGAAGAGGAUGGUGCUGAUGGUUGGACUCUUGUCAAAGGAAAGAAUGAGCACCAAGCAAGAGGUCUCGGAAUCCGCAUGGAGGGAGUCAGCGAGGGAUAA